GAACUGGGCCCGGCUCGCCUCUAGUAGGAGCGCGAGCCAGCGCGGUGGAAAGGACUGCAGAGGGGACUCGCUGGGUUCCCAGCCAGAUCCGACGGAGAUCCGGAAGUGGCGCUCGCCAUCUCAACGGUAAGGGAACACCAGGGGGCGGUGGGAGAGAGGGAUUGGGCUCCGCGAGGAGCGAAUGAAACUCCGCAAAAGGAAGUUCCUUCGGAGAGGCAUCGCACCCGGAAGUGUGGCAAGACAGCAGCCGCACCCGGAAGUGUGAUGCUCCCGCGGCUACGGGAAGUAAUGGUACCUGGCCAGUUGAGAUACCGGGUUAAAACAGGGAUGUGCAGAUGGAGGCCGGAGGAGACACUGCUGCCCCUGCCCCCGGGGACUCGGAGGAUUUGGAGGACACGCAGUCCCCCAGGGAAGAGGCUGGUGACAGUGGAGGAGUUCACGAGGACCCGCCAGAUCCCAGAGACGAGGGCCUGGAGGAAACAGGAUCGGAGACCAAGGACCAGCCACCCGGUUUGCUGUCAGCACUGCCCCAGCCGGAGGCCCCAUCAUGUACCUCUCAGCUCUGGGAUCCUGCAGCCUCCGAGAAUAAUCCCUUGGGUGACCCCGAAAGUGGCUCUGGGGGCCAGGGUGGAGACCCCAGUGAUGAGGACUGGCGCAGCAAGAGGAAGCAUGUGUUUGUGCUGAGCGAGGCAGGCAAGCCCAUCUACUCGAGGUACGGUAGUGUGGAGGCGCUGUCCACUACCAUGGGUGUGAUGACAGCCCUCGUGUCCUUCGUGCAGAGUGCAGGAGAUGCCAUCCGCGCCAUCUAUGCUGAGGACCACAAGCUGGUGUUCCUCCAGCAGGGCCCACUACUGCUGGUGGCUGUGUCAAGGACUCCUCAGUCAGCAGCCCAGCUGAGGGGGGAGCUGCUAGCUGUGCACGCACAGAUCGUGAGCACGUUGACACGUGCAAGUGUGGCCCGCAUCUUUGCCCGUAAGCAGAACUACGACCUCCGCCGCCUGCUGGCUGGCUCGGAGCGCACACUAGACCGGCUACUGGACAGUGUGGAACGGGACCCAGGUGCCCUGCUCCUGGGCGCUGUGCGCUGCGUGCCCCUUGCUCGCCCGCUGCGGGAUGCACUAGGUGCACUGCUCCGACGUUGCACAGCGCCCGGCCUGGCACUGUCUGUGCUGGCGGUGGGUGGUCAACUGGUGACAGCAGCCCAGGAGCGGACUGUGCUGGCUGAGUGCCGGCUGGACCCAGCCGACCUGCAGUUGCUGCUCAACUGGGUGGGUGCACCGGCCUUUGCGGCAGGGGAGGCCUGGGCACCUGUGUGCCUGCCCCGCUUCAACCCCGACGGUUUCUUCUACGCCUACGUGGCCCGCCUGGAUGCCACGCCUGUCUGCCUGCUGCUACUCAGCACCGACCCCGAGGCCUUCCAUGACAUGGCUACCUGCCGGCGCCUGGUCGAAGAUGGCAUGCACACCCUUGGUGCCAUGCGUGCCCUUGGGGAGGCUGUCAGCUUCUCUGUUGUCCCAUCAGCCAGUGCCCCUGCCUACAGUGUGCAGGCUGUGGGGGCAUCCGGCCUGCGGCACUUUCUCUAUAAACCGCUGGACAUCCCCGACCAUCACCGCCAGCUCCCCCAGUUUACCAGCCCGGAACUAGAGGCCCCGUACAGCAGCGAGGAGGAGCGGCAGCGCCUGUCGGACCUGUACCACCGCCUGCAUGCGCGUCUCCACAGCACCUCCCGGCCCCUGCGCCUCAUCUACCACGUGGCUGAGAAGGAGACGCUGCUGGCCUGGGUGACCUCCAAAUUUGAGCUCUAUACCUGCCUCAGCCCCCUGGUGACCAAGGCAGGUGCCAUCCUGGUAGUGACCAAACUCCUGCGCUGGGUGAAGAAAGAGGAGGAUCGGCUCUUCAUUCGUUACCCACCCAAGUACUCCACACCCCCUGCAGCCCCAGCUGCCUCUACGGACCAAGCUUCCCACAAUGGCUUAUUUCCUGGACCUUGAGAGGCAGAGCUCCCAGAUUGGGCAGUGCUGGGAACAAGCACCUUUGGCUUUUACCCUUCUGUCUGCACGUUGGAAAUGGGGUGGGCAGGUGUGUGGGGGGGUUGGUGGGUGAUGAUGGUGUCUGUGGCUCGGCCUUCUCUCCCUGGGCAAUGGGGCGAGAUCUGAGGGCCUGCCCACAAACGAGAAGUGGGUGGCAGCCUGACUGCACACAGGUGAGGAGGCUGUAUCCCCAGCCCCCUCAUGCCCCUCUACAGAGAACUCCUUAAGCCUCCUCCCCUCCCUCUGCCUCACCUCCUCCAUUUGGAUGAUGCCCCAGCUUCUGUCAGGGGCUGUCUCCUCCAGUCCUAGGCCCUACACCCUCUUCCCGCAUCCAGAGUCUGCCUGCUUCUUGAGUGUCCAAGGCUGGCCAAGGUCUCUUUGGCUGGCCCAUGGGGGUUCUGGAAUUGGAAAUGCAGGGCCAACCUGUGCUGGGAACUGGCCUGAGAAUAUUUUAAAGAAAAAAAACUGGGGGCCAGCCGAGUGGCUCAGUUGGUUCAGAGCUCGCUCAAGAGUGUG
Molecule: messenger RNA, 2546 nt
Organism: Hipposideros armiger (great roundleaf bat)
Lineage: Eukaryota; Metazoa; Chordata; Mammalia; Chiroptera; Hipposideridae
Gene: MON1B
Product: MON1 vesicular trafficking associated B
Exons: 6
Coding region: 336-1991 (551 amino acids)
Biological process (GO): protein targeting to vacuole; vesicle-mediated transport
Cellular component (GO): Mon1-Ccz1 complex
Source: RefSeq, a predicted model, not a curated record